AUGGCAUUCCGUGGCAUUGCAGCUCCAUCUCGGUUAUGGAGCAAUGCUGCUACCCCGGCCUUCCGCUCAGCCACCCGAGGCUUCGUGGGAUACAGCAGAGACCAGCGAUGCGGCCUCGCAACAGCAGUGCCACCAGUCACCCAGGAUGCUACCGGCGCUAAGGGGCCUACUGCAAUGGUUUUUAUGAACAUGGGCGGACCAUCAACGACCGACCAGGUGGAAGACUUCCUGAGCCGGCUAUUUUCCGACGGCGACUUGAUUCCCUUGGGUCGUCUACAAUCAUAUAUCGGACCACUUCUCGCCCGCCGACGAACCCCCAAGAUCCAGAAGCAAUACGCGGCCAUCGGCGGAGGCUCACCAAUUCGCAAAUGGUCGGAGUACCAGUGUGCGGAGAUGUGCAAACUAUUGGACAAGAUCUCUCCGGAAACCGCUCCCCAUAAACCCUAUGUGGCUUUUCGCUAUGCCGCUCCAUUGACGGAGGAGAUGUACAAUCAAUUAUUUGAGGAUGGGUUUGGUAAUGGUAGGGGAGGUCGCGCGGUCGCGUUCACGCAAUAUCCACAAUACUCUUGCUCCACCACUGGCAGCUCCUUGAAUGAGCUGUGGAAGUGGCAAAAUAGACUGGAAGGAAAGCGUGCCAAUGGGGACGUGGAUGCUACGGGUGCGAUCAAUUGGAGUGUCAUUGACCGAUGGCCCACCCACCCUGGUCUGGUUGAGGCAUUCGCGCAAAACAUUGAAGCUCAACUGAAUACAUACCCCGAAGAUAAGCGGGAUAAGGUGGUUUUACUAUUCUCGGCCCACAGUUUGCCCAUGAGCGUCGUCAACCGAGGCGACCCCUACCCCGCCGAAGUUGCCGCCACCGUCCAUGCUGUUAUGCAGCGACUCAAGUUCAGCAACCCCUACCGUCUGUGCUGGCAGUCACAGGUGGGCCCUUCCGCUUGGCUUGGCGCGCAGACCGCAGAUACCGUGAUGGAAUAUGUUAAACGUGGGCAGUCCGACUUGAUUCUGGUGCCCAUUGCUUUCACCAGCGAUCACAUCGAGACCUUGUACGAGUUGGAUUUGGAGGUUAUGGAGGAAGCCAACAGUCCUGGCGUUAAGCGCGCAGAGAGCUUGAAUGGAAAUCCGACCUUCAUCCAAGGGUUGGCAGAUAUUGCGCACCAACAUUUGCAGAAGAAUGAGCCCUGUUCUCCCCAGAUGACUCUUCGUUGCCAGGGCUGCCGCAGUGACCGUUGCCUCGAGCAGAAGAAAUUCUUCGCCGGCAAAGAGCUCUCUUCUCUUGUUCUUUGA
Molecule: messenger RNA, 1284 nt
Organism: Penicillium verhagenii
Lineage: Eukaryota; Fungi; Ascomycota; Eurotiomycetes; Eurotiales; Aspergillaceae
Product: ferrochelatase HEM15
Exons: 3
Coding region: 1-1284 (427 amino acids)
Biological process (GO): heme biosynthetic process
Molecular function (GO): protoporphyrin ferrochelatase activity
Source: RefSeq, a predicted model, not a curated record